Molecule: messenger RNA, 5566 nt
Organism: Pocillopora meandrina
Lineage: Eukaryota; Metazoa; Cnidaria; Anthozoa; Scleractinia; Pocilloporidae
Source: the annotation of a GenBank genome assembly
GAUUGUCGUAUUCUGGAAUUUAAGCCGGAUUUGAAAGAUUUUUCUUUGCAAGGUUUCGUUAUCAAGAGCUUCGAGGUACAAAAAGAAAGUGACUGUAAAGCGAGGUGCUUUCAGGAACACAACUGUGUUUCUCUCAAUAUUGGUCCCUCGGGAAACAAUGGAGCUUAUUUGUGUGAACUGAGUGAUUCUGAUCAUGAGAUGCACUCUGAGGCGCUCAAGCCAAGAGAUGGCUUCACCUAUCACUCGACUGAGGUUAGUUUAACAAGCAAGAUUGGAAACAAUUUUUUUCCAGCCUUAUUUUGCAUAGUAAAUUUAUUGAACGCGUUCGAUAUGAUAUAAUGGAAUCAAUAUGUAGCGCGUUUUGCUAUCAUUAGGCAUGUAAUAUAUAUAUAUAUAUUUUUUUUUUCCAUAUUUUUCACUUUAGCGUAGACUUCCUUCUAUCCAUUCGUAUGCAUCGUAUCGUAUGUAGCUUGCCGGACUUUAGAGCACUUUACAUGCCAUAUUAGGAAAUUUGCGAAGCGCAGCGUAAGACCUCAGUAAUUUGUUAUGACAAAUGGAGCAAACACAUGACAAACAAGUACUUCGAAUUCGAACAAAACAGUGGUAAUCGCAGGUUAGCUAAGAUCUAAGUGAUUGCAGAGUAGAAACCUGUGGAGGGAAAAAAAAAUCAGGCAUCGAUGGGAUUCGAGCCCAUUCCUCCCAGAAACUGGUUGGUUGCUGCAAGUUUGUUUUUUAAAUUUUUAGAACGCUUGUGUGAAGAAUCCCUGCCUUCUUCAUCAGUCUUGUCAAAAUGGCUUCACGGAUAAAGGAUACCGGUGUGUAGGUAAAGGUAACAUGACUCAGUUAGUCUUAAUCCUGUAAAAGGUGGACGGUAAAGCUGCCAAAGCAGAGCACUUAACGAUUUAUUUUUGGCAAAAGAUGGCGGAAAUGUUAAAACGAAAUAGAGGAAGCUUGUGCUUGAUAACAUUGCAUCCUAUAUAAAACAAGUUGAAUAACAACAAUACCGAUAGAGAAUAUAAAGAGCGUUUUUGUAUCGAGUGUUACGGAAAAGCAGUCUAAGUAUAUUUUUUUCUUCAAUUGCCAUCUUUAUCUACCUUUGCCUUACAUUUCAUUUUUUUUUUUCGGUGACAUGCUCGGUUAAAAACAUUUUCAUGAAAGUAAUAAUCAUAACAAUAAUGAUAAAGAAGUUUCCUCCAACAGGUUUACCAGUUAUUCCUCGUUCUUUUUUUCCAGAGUUGCCCAAUUCAACUCCAAAUGAGCCAAAAACCUCUACAAACCCCAUUGGUAAGAGAACUAAAUGUUUUCUAUAUCUUUGUUAUUUUACUGAAUGUGAAACUUAUUUCUCCUCGGGAUGUUUCAAUUUAGUGGCGUUCAAUAGAUAAUGCAAAUACGGGCGACGUUGUCGCCUGAAAAGGAUUGGGAAUAAAUAUAAAAAUGGUCAUGUUUCAUAAUGGAACUGACAACAUCAAGAGGCAACUAUAGUAUUCAUAGCAAGGGCGUAUUCAUCACGAUAAAUAAACGAAAUAAUUUGUUACGAAAUCAAGCGGCUUCUUCCUUUCUUUUUCUUUUUUUUUUUUUUUUUUUUUUUUUUUUUUUCUAGAGUUGCCUAGUACAACUUCACAUAAGGCAGAUACCUCCACGAAAAUGAACGGUAAUACAGAUUCUCUGUCAAUAAAUAUUUAAGCAAAUAUUUUAAAUUGCAUGUAGCCUCCCUUUUCCGCAUAAAAAAAAUCGAUCAAUUUUCAUUUCCCCCGAAGAAGUCGCAAUGACCUCCAUAAAACAUUUACAAGCUGCCUGUGGUAAAAAUAACCGCAUUUAUCGUGUCACUUGUAUCAUAACAUUUUUGUCGCUCCUUUUGUUAAAGAAUGAAUUGACAGCAUGCAGCAAUUAACAACCAGCAGAUUACGAACUCCAGAUUUCUAUUGCUUGAUAGUUGACGAGAAAUAAAGACCCAACUAAGCUGCCGGCUUGUUUGACACUUUGUUUACUCAAUCAGUCGAAUUAUACAUCACCAAUGUAUUAUUUUCCUUUCAUCUAGAAACUCCAAGUCCAAAUUUCUAUUUGAGCAACCGGUUAUAUUUAACCCUUCCAAUUUGAAGCCCUUUGCUGCUUAUUCUUUUUAGAGUCUUCCAGUUCGCUUGAAACCCUACCAAAAACUAUCUCCACGAAGCCAACUGGUAAUACCAUCAAAGUUCUCUUGCACCCACUGAAAAAUAAUGAACUCUAAAUCCCACUUUUGUUUCUUCUAUCUUUUUAUUUGUCAAUCUAUUUCUUCCUUUGUUUCUUUUACUUUAUUUUCUCUCAUUGAAUUUUUUUUUGUCCAGUGUUACCACCAACGGUAUCAAGUACUGCUGCUUCGCCUACCAUAGUCGUUGGUAAAUUAAAAACAUGUAUUACAUUUUUUGUCAAUGUUCCUCAUAAAAAUUGAAUUUAGGAUAAAUGCACCUUGCACCAACAGUGUAGUAUUGCCUCUUUAGGCUGUUUUGUGGGUCUGCAUGUGGGUCUCACAAUAGUCAAGCCUCCUCUUAUGCGUAGAAAAUUAAUCCUAAAAUGGACAUUUUUCGGUCCUUUUUUGUUAAAAAAGAAAGAAAUGCAGAACCCCCUUGCAGUACCAUAUAUUGGGAGGGUGGGUUUUGAGAAAUUUGAGUUGAUCAUGAUAAAAUUUACCUGAUCACCCCUGAAGGCUCUGCUAUAGUCUUAAGACCCUCCCCCCCCCGCCCAAUAGCAAUUGAUUGGCAGUUAAUUGACUUAUCCUCACUCCGCUUCCCUGAAAAACAUAUAGUUCCCCCAAAAAUGAUCCCACACCCCCACUUACCCCCCACCUCCUCCCUGGCGAUAAAUGUUUCCUGACCUGACAACUUUCCAUUGAAGAUAUUAACCGGUGCACUAAUGACAGCAAAGUAUGUGGUGUGAAUGCGACGUGCAUAAAGACUGAUUACUCUUAUGGCUGCACCUGCAAAGAAGGAGUCACGAGAGCUGGAGGGUUUUGUUCAGGUAAAUUGAUUCUAAAGCAUCAAAAAUGUUCUUUAAAUGCCACCAAAUGGUUACUUACUACUUUGAAAAACUAGAAGAUAAUGGAUUAGAAUAAGAAGUACGAGGGACUUAAAGUAAAAUCAAUUUUUGGCGUAAACAUAGAGAAUUUGAAGGGGAAAAAUUCUUAAUUUCGCUAUAUUUGGCAAAUGGCGAAGAUGCUUGCUGAUAAGUGGGUAGAAAUGCUUUUUAAGUUUUCUUUCGUCUUAGAAUUACUUUGCUUAUCCUACAUUUUCUAAAUUAUUGUCAGAUAACAAAAUAUUACUAGAUCUGUGUCAGAUCAUAUUCAUAUUAAUAGAACGAUUUAAACUGUUUAUAGAAGACACUAGUCUGACGAAAUAUCACUACAUUUACGUCUCUACAAAACAUCUCCACGCAACGAACAAAAGAAAAAACACCUACAAUCAGACAAAAUAAAAACGUUAUCUACCAAGAUCGAUUCUUAAAGAGAAAAGCUGUGCCCUCUGGUGCUCGAGGCUUGGGAUAUAGUUCUAUCUAGGACGACCUAGACCCCUUGACAAGUGACAUAUAUUCAACUGUGAAUAUAAACCAGAUAUCCAAUGCUUAAACAGAUGACGAAUGUCGCACCAUUAUUUUCCAAACUCCAAUACACAACAAAGUCAUAGAGGGCAACGUCAUCAGAACUGAAGAGGUUUCACAUCAGGGGAGCUGUAAUGAAAUGUGUUAUAUGGAACCUAGCUGUGUGUCCAUGAACUUUGGACCCAAGGUGGGAGGAAACUUCACCUGCGAAUUGAAUCAGGAUCAUUCUUCGGAGGGAGACCAAAGCCCGCCUGUUCCACAAAGAAAAAAAGGUCACAUUUAUCUCGCUAUUGAGGUAAGAUGGGCGAUUCCAUAGUCAGCUGUUUCCUUCUUUUAAAGUGAGUAAGUUUCUCAAGAAACUGUGGUGCUGUGUCGGUGGAGGAGGAGGCCUGGUAAUACAAGAUAAAUUUCCCUCUAGAGCUGACGGUUGUAGCGUAAGUACAUCGUGAGGGCAAAGGGCAAAAAAUUCACACAUUUGCAAUGCUUUUGCGAAAGACUAACGCUCCAAACAUCAGCAUUAACAACAAAUUAUCCGGUAAUUCCCAUCUGAAAUUACUCGCGCAAGGGAUUAGGAGAAAAGGAUUAUAACGGUUUUCUAUCGGGUACGAUGAUUGGAAGACAUAUGCUUGGUAUUGGUAUGAUUUGACUCUUUAAGAAUCUCGAAAGUCCAAGGAUGAUAACAAAAUAAGGGAUAAUCCAUUUUUUCUUUAAACAGAAUCCCUGCAGCAGCAAUCCAUGUUCAAACAAUGGCACGUGUCAAGCUGGAUACACUGAUAAAGGGUUUCGCUGCAAAUGUCCUUCAGGGUUCACUGGAGCACACUGCAAUGAAGGUAGAUACAGAACUGUAAAGGGGAAUUUAUGAUAUCGAAUGAGAGUCAUAGAGUAUUCUGCGGGAUAAAAAUUUCCUCUUUUUUCUUUCUCACUAGCUUGCAGCUUUGACUUUGAAGAUGGAAUCAGCGCAUGGGAAAUGACAGGCACAGCUUUCAUUUACCAGCCAACAUUUGGUGACAAUCCAGUGGCACGCCGUAGAGAAAGCGCCAAUCAGCAAGGGGACUGGUGGGUAGGGGGAGCUGAGAAACGACCCAGCGAGAGCGAUCCUGCGGGAAAACUGUACGGCGACUCACCCAAGGGAACUCUCAUUUCUCCUUGUUUCCGUAUCGCUGGCAGAGAUAUCUCGUUUCUCAUCGGUGGAGGAUGUAGCAUAAGUGAUAUCCGUGCGGAGCUUAUUGUCGACAACCAGGUGAGAUUAUCACUUUGACCAUUAUGUUUCCUUUGAUUCUUUAGAAACAACCUGGGUAGAUUUAUAAACGUAUCAGAUAUUUAGUCUUUCAAAAUUGCGAAACCAUUUUGAGGUACGAGAUAUCUAUGAGAUUCGUUUAGGUUUAUAAUAAGCUAUUUACAAGGAAAAAACAUAUUUUAAAAAAGAGCCAAAUGUUUUCGACUCCUGGUCAUCAUCAGAGUAAAUGAUAGUGACUCUAAAAACGAUCUAUAGCUAGUGCCGAAAACGUUUUGUUUUUACUUUUUAAAUAUAUUUUUGCCUUUUCGAUGGCUCAUUUUGAGUUUCCUCGAGAGAGGUUCCAAGAGGGAACCAACCUCGCGUCUGGCACAUUUUAGUUGUCUUUGGCUUAUACAACGUUGAAACAAUUUUUUUUUUCUUAGGUGCAGAGCAAUCAGCACAUUUAAUGCCGUAGUAUAUUGCUUCAAUAAAAAAGCGUCUGCUCCUUAUUUGAAAUAAUCAUUAUAAAUAUGUCGGCAUUCAUCAAAACAAAGGUUUAAAACUGUUUGAUAAGUUUGCUGUUACAUAUAGGUUGUCAGAACAGAAACAGGCAACUGUAAAGAGACAAUGUAUCGUAAGAGCUGGGACGUAAAAGAAUUCAUUGGUCAAUACGCCCAAGUCAGACUAGUUGAUGAGAGGGAUCGUGUUUGGGGUCACAUCAACUUUGAUGACCUGAAGGGAGAUAUUAUUUGUCCUCACUAUUCAGACGAAAACAACUGA